This is a messenger RNA of Eublepharis macularius, 10519 nucleotides long. It is a transcript of the gene AKAP11, whose product is annotated as A-kinase anchoring protein 11. Gene Ontology annotation, molecular function: protein kinase A binding. The record is from RefSeq and is a predicted model, not a curated record. The transcript is spliced from 14 exons. NCBI's taxonomy places the organism in Eukaryota, Metazoa, Chordata, Lepidosauria, Squamata, Eublepharidae. Gene Ontology annotation, cellular component: cytoplasm. Bases 386 to 6178 code for a protein of 1930 amino acids. Gene Ontology annotation, biological process: intracellular protein localization.
AGUGCACGCGCGCGGGGGCGCGCCCUGAGCCUGGCGCUGCCUUGACAGCUGCGCGCCGCUCGGCCCUCCCCGCGCUCAGCUCCCGAAGAAGCCCUUGAAUUGUAGCCCCUGCACUGAGCUUUCUGAAGAGAUAUUGAAUAUUUUUAAGCACUUUGGAUUCUCUUUGGGUUCUUUCCCCUCUUCUUAAUUUCCAAUCAACUUUUUUUUGUGUGCAACACGAGAAGUCUCUUCACUUUGCUGAUCUGUAUUUUAUACUUCUAUCCUUUGAUACAUUUAUGAGAAACUUGAAGUCUAUUUGCUUCUUUAAAAUUGUAGCAGUUUGCCAGAGGGGAGUGCUAAGACAAAAAGUUUUUGAGCCCUUCAUUUAAAAACGUACCAUUAAACAAUGGACGGUGUUAUUGCGGUCCAAAGCAAUCAAAAGAAGUCCAGAAUAGCUAUGAAAAAGAGCUUUAGUGAUUGUGCCUUGCUGCCUAUGAAAGUGUGGCUGCAAAGUCAAAAAGAAUUGUGCACAGUCUCUGCAGAAGAGCUGGGAGAGCAAGACAGACUCAGUGAGAUCACAUUUCUGUGUUUUGCUGAUGCGACAGCUAUGGCUCCUGAGGAAUUGGCAGCCACAUUUGCGGAACUCCUGGAUCUUCUGAAAUCACUGCACUUGUGCAGUUUAAACGAAAACGAAGUUAUUUUUCUAAAGGAUAUACAUAAAUCAUUAGAGACUAGUGAUGUUCUUAGUCAACAGAACUGCCCUUCACAAAUACUGUGUGUGAUGAGAUUGCCUCCUUCUGUUCCAAGACUCAGCACUGAUUCUGUGUUUACUUUGCUGAGCAAGUAUACUGCUGGUAUAAGAUGUACUACAGAAACAGAUUCAUUGCAGAAGUAUAUAUCAGACAUACCACCUACUGAGGAUGAUGACACCAAUCAUUCAGUGUCUUCGAUCGAGGAUGAUUUUGUGACUGCUUUAGAGCAUUUAGAUGAAGAUGAGCCUUCAAAGAUAACAAACCCAGACCAAGUCACACCUGAGAAACCCCUCCAAGAUGCAGCUUCACAGACCAUCUUUGCUCCGCACUUAGACUUCACUGAUCCAAAGAGGGUUAUUAAGCCAUCAGCUGCUGUUCUAGUUAACCUCUUGGAACUUAAAGCACUGUCGCCCUCUGUAAGGAGUCCAGUCACAGCCUCCGUUUCUGAUCCCAGGAUGCAGAUGGGUUUUUUCAGACCACAUAAUUCUUCUGAUCAAAGUGUUAACCUUUCACAUAAAACACUCUUUUCCUCCUCGCCUGCUGAAUCAUCAGAGUCAGAAUGCUCCAGCCCAAGCCCAGUUAUUUUCUUAGAUGAAGAAGGUUAUCAAAGAAGCUUAAAGGCAAAGCUUCAGCUACCAAAAAUCCCAGUAAUGAAAGAUGGUAUAGAAGACUCGGACUCCGAAGUCAGUGAAUUUUUUGAUAGUUUUGACCAGUUUGAUGAACAAGAGCAAACUAUACAGAGUGGCUGUCAGCUUGCCAAGGAUCCCAGUGCAGGUCACUUUUCCCAGCAGAAAAUGAUUUCGUGUAAAAAGUCAAGUUCUGCAGCAACUGCAAUGAAUCCCCAGAAGUUCAAAUUGGAUCGCCCCACUCUUCCGGCCAAUGUGAGGAAGCCGACUCCUCGCAAACCAGAAUCUUCACAUAGCAAGAACCUUCUGGAUGUUCCGGAUUCUCCCCGUCCACUGAAAACAUCGGAUGAUAGUGGAGGCUUGUUCAGCCCUGUCAGAUCAUCAGCUUUCAGUCCAUUGAGCAGCUGCUUUUCUCCAGAGUGCCUCUGUCACGUAGGCAUUAGUAGAGAUACCAUUAGCCAGAAUCACAGUUUACUUUACCAUACAUACUCGGAUUUUGCAAAUACUGUUUCCUUUGAAAUUCUAGGUUCUGUCUUUAAUUCUCCGAGUUCAUCACUGUGCAGAUACACUCAAGAGCUUUCCAACCAUAACAAAAUUGUUCCACAAGGAGAAGGAAUUCCUAUUGCAGAAAUCAAAAGAAAUAGGUCUGAAAAAGAGCUCAAUAAGAAAAGGAAAUCUAAACAGAAAGCACUAAUGAUUAAAGACAACAUCCAGAAAUUUGCCUCAGAGCUUGUUGAAAAAAGUUUUGGCAAUGCCUUUAAAGAUCUUCAGAAGAGCGUUUCUUCAUGUACGAAUGUUCUCUGCCACCUGGCUGCCAAGUUAACUUCUUCAGCCUUUCAAAUGGCUUUUUAUGAGAUCGGGAGGCAACAAGCCUUAUCACUGAAACAGAAAGCUAUUAGUGGACUAGCAGGGUUCUUGGUGAGCGAAGCGAUAACGGGCGCUUUAAAAGAACUGCACUCUAUGAAGCAACAAAUAUUUACCAACACAGUUGCAAAAUUUGCAGCUGACCUUGCUGAGGAGCUGGUUUUUGAGGGGAUAAUGGAGGUAUGCCAGUUUUCUCACCCAUCAACACCAACUGCUUCUCAGAACUGGUCCUUCCACUAUGAUGAUAAGGUUGUACAGUCAUAUGCUGAAGACUUAUCUGAGUCAGUUAUUCAGGAAGCUUUCAUUGAGUUGUCUCAAGUUGAUGUGACCUUUACCACCCAAGCAGCAAUUAGUGUUUCUAUGAAUAACAUAAAAUAUGUUAGUUCAGAAAGUAUUUUGGAAUCAACACCGACCUCCAGUGCUUUCACAGAGUUUCAUGAUAAAGUGCCAGUAGCCUUGAAUCCAAUACAGGAAUUCAGAAAGGAAUAUACCGUCCAUACAGCCUUAUUCUACACUUCUGGCAUUGCCAGUUCAGUUCCAGUGCCCUUAGCUGGAAGUGCACUUUGUCAAAACCAGAUUUUAACUGAUAAUGUAAAAACAAGGAACCAUUCAGCAUCAGAUGGCCAGCUGAAAAUGUGUAAAGAAUCAGCACAAUUGAAUUAUCCAACAAGAAAGCGACAAGAUGAAGUGACAUCUUUAAGAGGUAUUUACCUGACAUCAGAUAAUGGUCCAGGUAGUGGAUGUAACACUCACCUUUUAUAUAAGCAAGAUGACUCUAAACAAGCAAAUAAUUCUGAAAUCAGUAACAUUUCUCACCUAGCUCAGAUGCCAACUAUCAGUAACUUUUCUGGAACAAUGGUAGAUAUGAUAGUAACUGAGGCUUAUGAAGCAGUAACUUCUUCAAAGCAGUAUACAGAUAUCUUAAAAACUGAGAAAACGCCGUAUUUGCAGUGCAUUGGUCAAGACACGUGUAGAAAUAUGUUCGGUAAUUAUUUGGCAAAGAGAACAGCAAAAGAGUCUGUAGAUGAAACCAAGUCUCCAUGUUCUGCUACAAGUGAAAAACUAGCAUAUUGUGUAGGAUUAGGAACGAAUAAAGAAAACAAUAAAACGGAAUUGCCAGGCGCAGUUAACCGACCUGACAGAAAGAGCAGCACCCCAGUAAUCGUGGGACAGCGGCAGAUGCCCCUGAGUAGCUCAUCUGAAUUCCACGUAGCUCCAGUUCGCUGCCGCGGGCGUUUGCCUUCAGGGUCUAAAGACUGUGUUCAAGAAAGGAAGUGGCCUGUUGCCUGCAGGUUCUCUACGUGUGCAAGCCCUCCUUGUUCCGUGGCUUUUGUAAAGCAUGCUGAUGAGUUCCCAGAUGCAGAAAGAUAUUCAGCAAAACCUGUAAGUAAUCCACUGGAAAAAUAUGACCUGUGCAAAACAGCAGCCGUCUCUGUGUCUGGUCAUGAAAAUGCUUUUACUCUUGCUUCUGUGAUACCUGACUGUGAAGAUGCACUUCGUAUGGAAGACGGAUCAAAAAUGAGAGAUGGGAGUCUGUGCCUGGUACCGGACACGCCGCCCCCUACGCCUUUAACGCCCUCUCAGGCCUGUUCUGAGUGGAAUUUAAGAAAGCUAACCAAGAAGCUUAAAGGUGAACUAGCAAAACAGUUUGCUCCUGCUACUCCUCCUCCUACACCGUACAGAUCAGAAGUGGAUGGCGUAUAUGAAAAUGAACAUCAUUACUUAGAAAAGGAAGAGUUUAUGCUGAAGCUGAUGCGGUCUCUUUCUGAAGAAGUUGAAAGCAGUGAAGAUGAGUAUUCUGAAACACUGGCUGAAAAAGUUAAAGCAUCAGUAAGGACACUAGCGUACUCGGAUCACCUGGCCACGUGUAUAAUUUCUAUGGCAACUGAAAUGGCUGCUUCACAUUUAGAUAAUGAAACACUUCAAACAAAAAAAAAUCCACUAAAUGUGGAAAGCAAAAGAUGUGGGUCCCUUGCAUGUAUGAAUGUUCCAGAAAAAAAUGUAUGUACAUUGUGGAUUUAUGCAAGUGAUAUGGCUGGCAAGGUCAUUAGUGAAGCAAAGAAAAUAGUAAAAUCAAGACACUACAAACAUUUGAGGUUGAAACAUGUUAAUCAGGCUGACAGUCUAAAUCUUAAGAGAAACUGCAAUGAAUGCUGGUCAAAAGGCAAAAAAUUUCUGUUGGCAGACCAGUGGUCUAAAGAGGCAGAUUCUUCUGUACUGCCUUUAUCCCAGAGCUCAGAAGCUCCCGGCCUGAUAUCAAAAUUUCCAAGCUGUGAAAGUGUAACGGAUGAAUAUGCGGAUCACAUUAUUCAGAUUCUGAAAAGAGAAGGUGGUCACAGUGAACUAAUAAUGGAGCAGUUUGCCAGUAGACUUGCUUACAGAUCUAUAAAAUCUGGUAUGCAGCAAGCUGCCCGUAAACUCAGAAUGAAGUAUAAUAGAAAAGUAGCCCCGGCACAGAAUUUGCAGUUAAACAGUAUGCUUGAUCCAUUUGAGCUAGUGAGCAAGGAUACAAAGAAACAGAAAAGAAAUAAUAUACAUCAUUUUGGAAAACGAGUUUCUGACAGCAAAUACAGCAUAAGUAGAACUGCAUAUCCAAAGUUACUAAAUUUCUCAGAAUCCCUUGCUUGUAGUAUCACCUCUGAUGUCAGAAGAAAAUUAAAAAUGUCAACAGUUUGCUUGCCAAAAUCCUUAACUGAUUCUUGUUUGUAUAAAAAAUCCCAAGUCAGUAAAGUCACAGUCACAGAUGAUCUUAAGACAUUUUCAAAAUCACUGUCUCCUUUCUGUUGCAAACAGAAGUUGUAUCAUAGUACAGGCAGUUUAAAUGAAUGUGCUUACCGAGAGGGCAUUAUUCACGCCAUAGAACAAUAUGCUAGGAAGAUAGUCGAUGACACUUUAGAAGUAAGCAUGGAAUCUGCUACUCUCCAAACUACUGGAAACUGGACUAAUGGUGAAAGAUCAACACAUGCAGAAAAGUUGUCUCCCUUUCCUGCAGCCUCUUGCAGAUACUGUUGUAUGAAAGAGCAUCAGUACUGCACUGGAAGCCCAUCUUUGCACCUCCCUGUACAAGAACUCCAUUCUAAAGGUGGACAGAUUUCAAAUUCAAGGCUAAGCGGCAGCUCUCAAAAACCUCACUUUCUUCACCUUGAUAUUCCUAAAAUUCAUAUUAAUAUGGAUGAAAAGGUAGUAUUUGCUGAAAAUGUGAUUUCUACCACUUUUGACAAAGCAGAGAGGCAGCUUAGCAACACAAGUUUGGCAGCUGAUAGUGGAAUUGGCCACGAUGGGAUCAGCUUUGCAGAAAGUCUCACUACAGAAAUCAUGACUUCCUGUAUGACAAACAUUGGUCAGGCUGCCAACAUAAGCUCUGUUGGAGAAGAGGGGUUUCAUUCUGCUGAAUCCAUAGUCAGCCAGCAAAUAAGUCUCAGCGCAGGUGAUGACAGCACCGGCAGCUGGUCCAAUCUGAGCUUCGAAGAUGAGCAACCUGAUGAAAAUAGCAGUUUUCUCCAUCUCAGUGACAGUCUUGGUAACAGCAGUAGCUGGAGCAGUCUUGGUUUAGAAGGAGAUAUGUAUGAGGAGAAUUUAUCCUUUCCAACAUCUGACAGUGAUGGAACAGAAGAUAAAGAAGAAGAGCUCAAAAAUACCAUUCCAGGUUUGGGAUGCAAAGAAAAAUCAUUGGUGAUCAUAAAUGUUGACAUGCAACCGUGCCUGGUGGAUUCGCAGCUGAGGAUGACACUGCAGUGGCUUUCAGCUUCUGAGGCCGAUGUGGCAGAGCUCCAUUUUCACGAUGCUGUUCCAAAAGAGUUUGUUCUUCUUUCAAAGAGAUUGAGAGAGAGGGGCUGGAAAGUGGGAGACCUCUUCCAAGCAGUGAUGAAGUACUGUGAAGUCAUGGAGAAGGCUACCAAUGGGGAUAGAGUUCCAGAAACCCCAACGCUCUUUGGAUGGCUUCAGGACUACAUCUGAAUACCAAAAGGGAUGUUGUUACUGUGUGGCAGUUUUCUGAAGGGUAUGAUAAUGUGUAUAAUGCGUUCCCCUGAGUGAAUGUACUGUUACCUGCCGUUUGCGAAACAUUGAUGGGAAGCAAAGGUCGCUGUGUUGUCCCGCCCUUUGUAUGUUGUUCACUUGGCCCAUCUUCACCUUGAGCAUCUCUGUUCAGUCUCUUACUUGUGCUGUGUUCAGAACCCUGCGGAGAAUCGCUUCUGUGUCAUGAGCUCGCCCAGGCUCUCAAGCAAGGGCAGAAGUUCUGUCACUUCAAGCCCAGCACGUGGGCUCCUGCCUCUCUUCACUUGUUCCUCUCUCACUUUUCUCGUAUCCUGCCCCAGGAACUGCGCAGUGAAUUUCUGUGGAGCCUUCUAAUGCUGCUUUCUCUAGAACGAGACAAGAGUGUGCGCUGCUUAUUGUAGUUUCUCUGUGUGUGUCUCUGCUGCAUGCAGCCACCCAGAUUUGUAUUUGACAUGUGUUGCCACAGCUCUUUCCGUUGGGUUUUGUAUCCACUAGGAGUUGCCAGCCGGCCUGUCCGUUGCUGGCUAGAGGUUCCCCUUGCCCCCUUGCUUCACUGGGGAACAGGAGAGGGAAGCAGCAGCAGCAGCAGCAGCAGCUGGACUUGCCUGGUGUCAGGAGGAGAGGGGGAAGUUCUUACUGGAAGGCCCCUUGAGAAGGCAGUGUCUUGGCUUGCCACACCUCCCCUCCAACUCAGAGUGACCUUCCGGAAAAUCUGGCUCUCGGCACAAGCAAGUAAAGAUUAAAAACUGCAGCGCGUGUUGAUUGAAGGGCUAUUUGUUUUGAGACGAGCAAAUGCCAUUGUUUGCCCUAGAAAAGGGAUCCCCACAGGCACAGGUGAAUGUCGCUCAAUUGUCUUAGGCCAGAUUCAGAGUAGUGCCCUAAUAUUUUCCAGUAAGCUUCUUUUCAGGCGCCCACAUGGCCUUCCAAAAACGCUGUGACUUUAAAACCAACCAUUUGUCAGGAGCUGAUGGCUCUUGCAGUCCAGCCAAGCAUCACUUUUUGGAGCUGAGGGGGAUUUUCUUGAACACGGCAAAAUCUUUGCUGCCUGUUGAAUAAACCAAAUAUGCUCAAGUAUGAUCGUUAGGUUUCUUAUCCUCAUUAAUAGUCCUGUUGUUAAUCUUACGGAUACUGCCUUGUUGUGACAUACAGAAAACAUUCCCGGGUUUCAGGUCAUUUAGAAGGGCAAAUUGUAGAGAAUCCAGCUUUUCUGUCCAAGCUGUAUUUAUAGAUUGCUGUUCAAAAUGUUUUCAUUUAUUUUAGUUGGGAUUGUAGUCAUAAAAGUAUGUUGCUGUAUGUUUUAUUUGAAAAAAAUGUAGCAAGAAGUUGUCUUCAGUCAGUUCUUUAUGUGUACUUCUUGCCAGUUCCCUGGUUGCUCAUCUUUGAGAGCCUCACAAUGGCAAAAAAUGCUCCCCAGUGGGACCCACACCGUGCUGUUUCAGUGCGCCAUCUCCCUGCCUGUCUUUCCCAUCUGCUGUCACAAACAGGAUUCUAUUUGCACCUUACAGCAAGUUGCAGGCAACAGUCUGGGGCGAAACAACUAGGGCUGCUAAUGUGCUUUGCAGCAGGGCUUCUGUGCUUUUAGCAACUGUGUGACAAGCAGAAAUUCAGUUGAUGGGCAGAGCUGAACCCUACAGAGUUCUUUCCAUCGUGUUCAGGAUCCUUGACAGAGAAAGAUGGAGACACUGAAGGUUCGUUGUUGCAGCUUAUAAAAUGAUAGGCAGGAUAUCUGGGUUGGGACCUGGCAACCCUAUUUGAGCUAAGUAGCAGCACUGCAGAGUAGGAAAUGUGUGUAUAGUACAAUAGUUUUACAACAGUGUGGCUUCGUAGAUACUGCUGCAAUGCUCAUUAGGGUAUUCCAACACGACAUGAGGAAUGUUCUUCUACACUGAAAAUAAUAUACACGUACACACGUUUUUGGAGAGUUGGGACCAGGGACCAGUGUGAUAUAAGCAUCUUGCCUCGGUGCGUCUUGCUGCAGAAUGCUGUGUUUGUACUACUUGCACUGUUUCAGAAAGAACUCUUUAGCGGACCUUUUGGAGUUCUAAAAUGCUAGAAUGUUUUGGUAUCUUUUGCAGGAAUCUCUAGUCUUAGAGGAUAGGCUCCAAUUUAUAAAAGUUACAAUAGUUACAUAUAAAGUAUUUUCAUAUAAAGAAAAGAUACAUAAAGGAAAUAAUAUGAGGAGGUCUUUAGAAAUGCAUCCUAAUGGAUUAAGCCAGUAGCAUCAGGUUUGAAAGAAUUAUUAGUCAGUCAAUAGCUCAUGCAGUGUCAAGAAGGCAGCACGUGGGAGUACUGUUCCAGGACUAUUAUUAACCCUUUACUAGUUUUCUUGGGGACUUUUUCUGUUUAUGGUUAUUUGUGUUCCAGGGGGGUACAUAGCAAAUGAUAAACUUUUGCAGCAGAUGUUAAAACUGCAUAGCUAUUUUAAUCAAAUCAUUUUGGAAGGGAAUCCUAGGUGUGGAAAGAAUCAUUCUGUAUCUGAUCAAUGUCACUAGGAAGGACAGGCAUUGCCCUCCAGCAGCUGAAGGAACGUGAGUGUUUGCCAUGUUCCUCUCCCUGCAGCAGUCCCUUCUGAUCAUUCUCCCACUUCAGCUCCUUCCCACUACAGCCCCCCCACCCAGCAUAGCUGUUAAUCCAUCCAUGUUUCUCCCUCGACUCCGUGUAUCCUCUUUCCCAGGCCCGGAAGGGAUUGCUGGGAGGACAAGAGCAUGGGAAACGUUGUUGUUCCUUUCCUUGGUGGUAACUAGGAUCCAGCUGUCGGAAGAGAACAUGUUAGUUUGCUUCCAACAGACAUAAAAGCACCUCUGGAAGCAAAAUGCCAACUGUUGCUGCUGCUUCUCCUACCACACCGCUUUCGUUUAUGGUGGUGAGUCAAGUGCAAAAGUGUUCUCCGCUUUUCACUGAAUUUCUCUACUGUCAAUAUUGCUUUAGUUUGUAGGGUGUGGUUUCUGGUCACUUUAUUUCCAAGCCAUCUUUGUACAUUCCUGUUAACAGGUGGAGCUGUAAGCUCUAGGUAGUUAUCCUUGCCUUGUAACAUCUGAAUAUUAGUUAAUGCCAAACAUCGGAGGUACAGUUGAUUAGAUUAGUGGCACAAAGUUGUGGUAAAUUGUAGCCUGACUGUAAUCCCAAGUAAAUUUACUGAGAAGUAAAAUCAAAGUUUGCGGAAGCUGCUUCUCAGUAAACAUCUUGGAGAAUUGUGGUGACAGGUGGCCAUUGAUAAAGGCAAGCGAUCCCACCCCCCCGCCCCCGGUAAGGCCUUGGUUUGAAGCCCACAGAAUGGCCUCCAUUCUUGCAACACCCCCUUUCCACACACAGAGAGACAUGGUUGUGCAUGCACAGUCGGGUUCCUUCACAGCUUCAGCCUCCAGCUUACAUGACGCGGGCUUCAUUGCACUCUGAGAAGAUGGUUGAGUUUGCCACCUAUUAGUCUGGCAGGGAUCCUGUGCCUGUAAGUUCUGUGAAGGGCAGAAAUUUACCAUGUGCAAUGACCCAUGGCCCAGAAAUGCAGAGCAGCUGUUGAAAGCACAGGAGUUCUGCCUGGGGAGGUAAAAAGUUAAAAAAAUCUGUUGGAGAACAGCUUGGGAAGAAGUAUUUAAAAGCUCUUUUCACAGGGCUUCAUCUCCCUGACUAUCCUAUACUGCUCCUUACCAACCCAAAGGAUCUCUCCUAGGUGCUGUGUACAGGUGGGAAUUAAGGAACGUCUGGAGCAUGAUCCUUCAGAAGGGUGGCUUGCACCUGAAAUCUUUAACCAUUUAUUCUCUAGGAGUCACAAGCUAGGAGGAAGACCUCAAGAUUCUUCUCAGGCUCGUGAUGCUGAGAAGGAGUUGAGGUGUGAGCCACUUGUCUGACCAGCUAGUCCUAUUUGAGUUGGAGCAGCAAAUCCAAAAGUAAAUUAUUUGAGCUUUUGUAUCUGUAUUGUACUUCAGCUAGCUCUGUAGGGCUGUUGUUCCUUUUCCAGCAUGGAGCGCACAUGAUGUGUUCAUGUGAGUUCUCUGUGCAUGUAGAAACAGUCAAAUACAUGUGUGUGUACAACCUACACAUAGAUAUCAUGUUUCUUCCUACGUAGGAGACGUUUAUGUGCAGAUAGGAUAUAACGUGGAGUGGCCCUUAAUUUAUAAGCUAAAAACAGUUGGAAUAAAUCUUUACACACAAACACACACACACAUAUUAAAUGAAAUCAACAACGAUCUUUUCACUGAGUAAGAGUGUCAUUUUAUUGUUCUUAGAAAUGUGAUGGUUAUAUGAAUUUCAGGUUCCACUCAAUCCUUGUUUUAGCAAUAUCUUAAAAUAAAUUGUGCAAACCAA